GCAUCUGACCAGAGGGUGGCGCCAGAAAUAAACCAUUCUUCGACUUCCGCCGCGUAACCUCUGAACCCGGAGGUUUCCCACGUGGUUCAAUGGAGGCGAGCAGAGGAAACGUGCAGAAAGCCGAACAGAGAGCCGGGAUGAAGAAAACUGAGAAAACGAACAAAAAGAGGAGUAAACAGGACGAGGAGGAAGAGGAGGAGGAAGAUCAGCUCUUCAAUUUGAACAACAAAUCUUUGGAAGAAGAUGAAGAUUUAUCAGACAGCGAGGAGAGCGUCUACUCAGGCCUGGAGGAUUCUGGGAGUGACCCUGACGAAGAGGAAGAGGAGGGAGAAGAUGGAGGAUCAGAUGAUGAUGAUGAGGAUGAGGAGGAUGAACAGGACCAGAAUGAAAAAUCGACUGUGAAAAAGAGCAAGAAGAAGGAAGGAGGAGAUGAAGAAAAGGAAGUGAAGAAGGAAGACGAAUACGACCAUGACACGUCAGACGAGGAGGACAUCAGGAACACGGUGGGAAACAUCCCCAUGGAGUGGUACAAAGACUUCCCUCACGUCGGCUACGAUUUAGACGGGAAGAAGAUCUUCAAGCCGAUCAGGAACAAGGACGAGCUUGAUGACUUCUUGGACAAAAUGGAGAAUCCCGACUACUGGAAAACGGUUCACGACAAGAAGACGGCGAGCGACAUCGUGCUGUCGGAGGAGCAGAUCGAGUUGGUGAACCGUCUGCAAAAAGGACAGUUUGGAGACGUUAACUUCAAUGAGUACGAGCCCACAGUGGAGUUCUUCAGUAAUGACGUCAUGAUUCAUCCAGUCACAAACAGACCUGCAGAUAAGCGCAGCUUCAUCCCUUCACUCAUCGAAAAGGAGAAGGUCUCCAAACUGGUUCACGCCAUCAAAAUGGGUUGGAUCAAACCUCGGCGGGUCCAGGACGACAGCAGGGGGCGAUUCUACGACCUGUGGGCCAAUGAGGACUCGUCCAUUCUGGCCAAACACAAGAUGCACCUGCCGGCUCCUAAGAUCCCUCUGCCGGGUCACGAGGAAUCCUACAACCCUCCGCCGGAGUUCAUGUUCACAGACGAGGAGAAAGCUCUCUGGGAGCAGCAGGACCCGUCUGACCGCAAGCUGCCUUUCAUCCCCAAAAAGUAUCCCAGCCUCCGUCAGGUUCCAGCGUUCUCUCGGUUCAUCCACGAGAGGUUUGAGCGCUGCCUCGACCUCUACCUGUGUCCCCGGCAGAGGAAGAUGAGGGUGAACGUCAACCCAGAAGAUCUGAUCCCCAAACUUCCCAAACCAAAGGACCUGCAGCCGUUUCCAACAACCCAGGCUCUGGUGUAUCGAGGUCACAGCGGCCUGGUUCGCUCCAUCAGCGUGUCGCCAUCAGGACAGUGGCUCGUUUCAGGCAGUGACGACGGCUCGGUCCGGCUGUGGGAGGUGUGUUCGUCUCGCUGCCUGAAGACGGUCCAGGUGGGCGGAGCCGUGAAGAGCGUUGCCUGGAACCCGAACCCGUCGCUCUGCCUCGUGGCUGUCACUGUGGACUCUGCGGUGUUGAUCUUGUCUCCAGCUUUGGCCGAUAAACAGGUCAUCUCAGCGUCGGAGAGGCUUCUCUCUGCCCAGCAGGAGGAAGGGCCCUCUGAAGGGUCUCAGCCUGUAGUUUGGUCAGAAAUGGAGGGGGAGGAGCUAAAUCAGGGCAUCCGCCUCAAAAUCCAACAUCCCAAGCCGGUCCACCAGGUGACGUGGCACAGCAAAGGAGACUACCUGGCGUCGGUGAUGCCGGACCACUCCAGCCACAUGCAGGUGUUCAUCCACCAGCUGAGCCGUCGGCGGAGCCAGAACCCCUUCAGGAGGAACAAAGGCCUGGUCCAGGCCGUGUCCUUCCACCCCAUCAGGCCCUAUUUCUUUGUGGCGACGCAGCGGUCGGUCCGGAUCUACAACCUGGUGAAGCAGGACAUGACCAAGAAGCUCCAGGCCAACUCCAAGUGGAUCUCCAGCAUCGCCGUUCACUCUGGAGGUGAUCAUGUGAUCUGUGGGAGCUACGACUGCAGGCUGAGCUGGUUCGACCUCGACCUUUCAACCAAACCGUACAAGAUGCUGCGGCAUCACAAGAAGGCGGUGAGGAGUGUGGCGUACCACAGAGGUUACCCGCUGUUCGCCUCGGCAUCAGACGACGGAUCGGUCAUCGUCUGCCAUGGAACCGUCUACAACGAUCUGCUGCAGAACCCGCUGAUCGUCCCAGUCAAAGUUCUCCGGGGUCAUGUGAUCACGCAUGACCUCGGCGUCCUGGACGUGACCUUUCACCCCACACAGCCCUGGGUGUUCUCGUCCGGCGCCGACGCCACCAUCAGACUCUUCACCUGAGAACCAGCCCUUUAUUUCAGAGGCGGGGAUCUCUUCCGCCCUACUGUAUCCUAGCAACCAGAUCUGACUGGUUGCUAGGAUACAGCAGUCAAGAGGUCCUUUCCUGUAGUUUUUGUGUUCGUUUGUACUCAAUAAAAUAUAACAUUCUUACUCUU
Molecule: messenger RNA, 2500 nt
Organism: Poecilia latipinna (sailfin molly)
Lineage: Eukaryota; Metazoa; Chordata; Actinopteri; Cyprinodontiformes; Poeciliidae
Gene: bop1
Product: BOP1 ribosomal biogenesis factor
Exons: 16
Coding region: 90-2345 (751 amino acids)
Biological process (GO): ribosome biogenesis; maturation of LSU-rRNA from tricistronic rRNA transcript (SSU-rRNA, 5.8S rRNA, LSU-rRNA)
Cellular component (GO): preribosome, large subunit precursor; PeBoW complex
Molecular function (GO): protein binding; ribonucleoprotein complex binding
Source: RefSeq, a predicted model, not a curated record